AUGUCUUCCUCCGAAGAGGCAGCUUUGACAGCGGGGUCACCGCGCAGCUCCAUCUCCAAAACAACGCCAGAUGGACAUACAUCCACACGACCGGUGGAAAAUGACGAUGAAGGCGUUGAAGGAGACGAACAGCUCGAACGCCGUCUCCGAUUGAAGGUCGACCUCAGGCUCUGCACGAUCGCCGGCAUACUCUGCUCAUUGAAUCUCUUGGACUCCGGCGUGAUAUCGUCGGCUUCAGUCACAUCGAUGAUAUCUGACUUGGGCCUCGAAGGCAAUCGAUACUCCGUCUCCAUCUUCAUCUUCACUAUUGCGAGUAUUGCAUUUCAGCUCCCGUCGACCAUCGCUGUGAGGGCGUUCGGCCCUCGGAUAUGGUUUCCCUUCAUCACGGUCUGCUUUGGGAUCAUAACUAUGUGCACAGCUUUCAUCCACACGUGGAAGGAGAUGAUGGCAUUGCGAGUGCUGCUGGGCAUGGCGAUGUCGGGGAUCUAUCCCGGACUUUCAUAUUUGAUCUCGACAUGGUACCUCAGAAGAGAGCAGCAGACGCGGUACGCCUUUCUACAAUCUGGAGAGGUGAUUAUUUUGGCCACCGGCAGUAUCGUCAACUUCGGUCUGAACAAGCUCAAUGGCAAGGGAGGGUUGGAAGGAUGGAGAUACAUGUUCCUCGUUCAAGGCUUAAUCUCAAUCGUCAUUGGCUUUGUCACCUACUUCUGGAUCGUCGACUUUCCCGAGCAAGCCCACAACAGCUUCUACUUCUUGACAAAAGAAGAGCAGGCUCUAGCCGUCUCAAGGAUACAAAAAGACCGGAAGGACGUACAGCCGGACCCGUUUACCUGGGGCAAGGUCUUCUGCCAUGCGAGCGACCUCAAGGUGUACGGCUUCGCUAUUCUGUUCUUCCUACUCAAUUUGGUCAGCACCUCGCUAUCGUACUUCCUCCCUAUCAUCUUGCAGAGUGGCAUGGGCUUCAGCGAGAACAAAUCUAUCCUCCUAUCGGCUCCACCAUACUAUUACUCAGUGAUACCAGUCGUCGUCACAUCGAUCAUCAGCGAUCGAUACCACAUCCGCGGACCAGUCAUCACAUUCAACUGCAUCUGCCUGAUCGUCGGCUUCUGCAUGCUCGGCUUCACGGACCAGGUGGCCGUCCGAUACAUCGGAACCUUCCUCGCCACGGGUGCGUACGUGAGCAAUUGGGCGGCGCUUAGUGCAUACUACCAGAACAAUAUCGCCGGACAAUGGAAGCGGACGUUUACUGCGGCGACGGUUACAAUGUUCAAUGGCGCGGGCGGGAUUGCUGGUGCUUAUAUUGUUCGGCAGCCGGAAGCUCCGCGUUAUCUCACGGCGGUUUGGGUUAGUAUUGGGAGCCAUGCUGUUAUUGUUGCGAUUGUGGCUGGCUUGUCUGGAUGGUUCUAUGUCGCAAACAAGAGACAAAGGGCUGGCAAGGCGGUCUUGGAGAAGACAGAGGGGUUCAGGUAUACUUACUAA
Molecule: messenger RNA, 1479 nt
Organism: Saxophila tyrrhenica
Lineage: Eukaryota; Fungi; Ascomycota; Dothideomycetes; Mycosphaerellales; Extremaceae
Exons: 2
Coding region: 1-1479 (492 amino acids)
Biological process (GO): transmembrane transport
Cellular component (GO): membrane
Molecular function (GO): transmembrane transporter activity
Source: RefSeq, a predicted model, not a curated record